AAAUAAACAAAACCCAACUCUCUCUCUAUUAAUUCGGGUCAAACAAUGUUGUUGCGAACGACGUUUCAAGCUUGCAAUGCAGCAAUUGGAGAUAACAAUCAGUGCUCUUCAAAGCGAUUCUUUAAUUCGAAUUCGGUUUCAAUUGGGUGUAGAAAGUCUUUUAUUUCUUCUUCUUCUUCUUCGGCGGGUCGGGUCGGGCCGGUUCGGGCUGUAGCUACUAAUGAGACGAAGAGUAAGCAGGUUGCUUAUGAGCCCAGCCUAGCGGAUCGGUUAAGGUUAGGGAGCAUGUCGGAAGAUCGAAUGUCGUAUAAGGAGAAGUUUAUUGUUAGGUGUUAUGAAGUUGGGAUUAAUAAAACUGCUACUGUUGAAACCAUUGCUAAUCUCUUGCAGGAGGUCGGAUGCAACCAUGCACAAAUGGUUGGAUUUUCAACUGAUGGAUUUGCAACUACCCAUACCAUGAGAAAAUUGCAUCUCAUAUGGGUUACUGCUCGACUGUACAUUGAGAUCUAUAAGUACCCUGCUUGGAGUGAUGUCGUUGAAAUAGAGACUUGGUGCCAAAGUGAAGGUCGGAUUGGGACUAGACGUGAUUGGAUUCUCAAAGACUGCGCUACUGGUGAAGUCAUUGGAAGAGCAACCAGCAAAUGGCUCAUGAUGAACCAGGACACAAGACGGCUUCAAAAGGUCACUGAUGAAGUUCGUGAUGAGUUAUUGAUUUAUUUUCCAAAAGAAUUGAGGUUAGCUUUUCCUGAGGAGAAUAAUGGCAGCCUAAAGAAAAUAGCAAAACUUGACGAUCCGGCUGAGUAUUCGAAGCUAGGACUGGUGCCACGAAGAGCUGAUCUGGACAUGAAUCAACAUGUAAACAAUGUCACUUACAUUGGAUGGGUUCUUGAGAGUAUGCCUCAAGAAAUCAUCGAUACACAUGAGCUGCAAACAAUUACAUUAGAUUACAGGCGUGAAUGCCAGCAAGAUGAUGUUGUCGAUUCCCUUACAAGCGUUGAACCUGUUGAGGAUGCUGCUGCUUUAGAUAUUCAGGGGGCUAAUGGAUCUGCUACUGCUCCAAAGGAUGUAAACAAGAGCUUCUUACAUUUGUUGAGAUUAUCAAGCGAUGGGCUUGAAAUAAAUAGGUGUCGAACUGAAUGGAGAAAGAAGCCUGCAAGGAUUUAAGUUUUAAAGUGUUCUACUGUUCCUUGUAGCCUAAGUACUUGACGGAGGAGCUCCCUUUUCUUUUUCUUUUAUUUUUUUAACUCUCAGUGUCGGUAUCUUUUCUUGUCUUUCUGCAGUUUUUUUAUUGUUCUUCUUCUCUUCUUUGUCCUGGAGCUCUGGAUAGAUUUUGGUUGAGAUGAGGCUUCAUUGGUUUGUACUAAUGCUUUAGUUAUGCAAAUAGACAGGAUGAGAAAAAAGCGUACUAGUAUGGGAACGGUAAUUAUUUAUAUCAUGUUAUUUAUGGCAUGAAGCUCCUGCUGGU
This is a messenger RNA of Lycium ferocissimum, 1465 nucleotides long. Its product is annotated as oleoyl-acyl carrier protein thioesterase 1, chloroplastic-like. The transcript is spliced from 7 exons. Lineage: Eukaryota; Viridiplantae; Streptophyta; Magnoliopsida; Solanales; Solanaceae. Gene Ontology annotation, biological process: fatty acid biosynthetic process. Gene Ontology annotation, molecular function: acyl carrier activity; fatty acyl-[ACP] hydrolase activity. The record is from RefSeq and is a predicted model, not a curated record. Bases 46 to 1164 code for a protein of 372 amino acids.